Didymodactylos carnosus is the source of this 3753-nucleotide messenger RNA. NCBI's taxonomy places the organism in Eukaryota, Metazoa, Rotifera, Eurotatoria, Philodinida, Philodinidae. The record is from the annotation of a GenBank genome assembly.
AUGGGUUUCGCUAUAAAUUUAACGUCAACUCGGGCUCAUGGUAUGACAGAAAAAUCUUGUAACCGGCAUAAUGGCACAAGUAGCAGUGCAGGGAAUUCAUCUAAUGAUCCAUUUACACUUCAGCAAUUUGCUUCAUUUUUCUUCUCCAAUUCAUUAAAAUCACCUUUAAAAUCUAAACCGGCCAACUAUGUAUGGGAUCCAUUAUCACUACCCUAUUCGGAACUGAAACAGUAUUAUUCUGUUUGCGUUAUUGGAAGUGGUUAUGGUGGAUCUAUUGCCGCUAGCCGAUGUUCGCGUGCCGGUUUAUCUGUGUGUGUUUUGGAAAAAGGAAAGGAAUUUCUACCUGGAGAGUUUCCCGAACAUGAAUCAGCAGCUAUGAAAGAAAUGAAUUUUUCAAGUUAUCAACACGGUAAAGCGAAUUCAGCAGGACUGUAUCAAAUACAUUGCGGCAAAGAUGUAAGUAUAGUACACGGUUGUGCACUUGGAGGUACAUCACAAAUCAAUGCAAAUGUAGCAUUAGACCCAGAUGAAUUUAUCUACGAUAGUCUAUUAUGGCCAAAGGAAAUCAAGGAUGAUUAUAAAACAGGACAACUAAAAAAUGAUUGGGCGUUAGCCGCUGACAUGUUGAAACCGAAGCCAUUUGAUAUGAAAAAAAUAGGUGUACCAGCCAAAUAUAACGUUAUGAAAAGACUUGCUGAAACAAUUCCCCUAGAGGAAAAUCAUGAUAUCGAAGAUAUUUUUUACACGCCACCGUUAUUCAUCAACAUGGAAGAUACGAAAGAAAAUCAUGUUGGUAUAUCUCAACGUGCAUGUAAUGGAUGUGGUAAUUGUUGUGGUGGUUGUAAUACAUCAGCUAAAAACACGUUGACAAUGAAUUAUUUACCGGAUGCACGAAAUCAUGGGGCACAGAUAUUUACUCGUUGUGAAGUUGUGAAGAUAGAACCUUAUUAUAACAGAUCUUCUUUGGUAACAGAGCACAAAAUUAAUUGGACCGUACAUAUUCGUUAUACACAAUCAGAUUGGGAACCAUUUGGUGUCAUUGAUGAUGUAAUCUGGUGUGAAUACGUGUUUCUGGGAUCUGGUGUUUUGGGAACAACUGAAUUGUUACUACGUUCUCGACAAGAAGCACAGUUAAGUCUAUCAUCUACCUUAGGUACACAUUUUAGUGGAAAUGGGGAUAUUUUGGGAUAUGCUGCUAACACCGUCUACGAAACGAACGGUAUUGGAUGGCCUACUGCUUAUCCUCAUCAGCCACCUACUGACACAAUUCCUGGACCAACUAUUUUAACUGUGAUAGAUCGGCGUAAAAAUAAAUAUUGCUCUGGCUAUGUUAUCGAAGAUGGAACUGCGCCCUAUAUUGUUCAAACCAUUUACAAUCUUAUUAUAGCUAUUAGUAAUGGGAAUGAUAUGUUUAAUACGGUUUCUCGAGGUUUAAAAAAUUCAUUGAGUUUUUUGACGAUGAGUCAUGACAAUAGUGGUGGAAGAAUAGUUCUAAGUGAACACAAUCAUCUUACCAUUAAAUGGAAGCUUGCUGGAGAAUCGUUUCAAGUUGAUAACGUCGCUCGUCAGAAAGAAUUAGCCGACACAUUAGACGCAAAGUACGUUCCAGAUCCGAUAUGGAAAAAAUUUUUUGGUUAUCCAUAUCUAACUGUUCAUCCAUUAGGUGGUUGUCCAUUGUCAAGUUCCAAUUCAGGUUUAAAUGGUGUUGUUAACCAUAAAGGUCAAGUAUUCAAAGAUGAUACAACUGAUGUUUAUGAUACAUUAUACAUUGUUGAUGCUUCCAUCAUUCCAUGUUCAAUUGGUGUUAAUCCAGUGCGAACAAUAUGUACUCUUGCUGAAAGAAUUAUGAGGUUAGCUAGUAUUGAACAUCAAUUUAAAAUUAAUUAUUCAUUGCCAUCUACAAUUCCUGUUAAACGAUCUGAACCCAAUAAAAUUACAUUAGAAUUUACGGAGCGAAUGUGUGGUUGGUUUAACAAAGAUCAUAAACAACCCUUAAAUUCACCAUUAGAAUGGUGGAAAUAUGAACAUGAUAAUUCAAAUAUCGUUCAAAAUGAUAAGAAUUACAGUGAAUUUACACUUACUAUAUUCACGGAUGAUCUUCAUUCGUUCAUAAAUCGUUCGGAUCAUCGUGCAAUUAUAUAUGGUCAAGUUUUAAUUCGUUCACUAUCAUCUAAACCGUUUUAUGUUAAACAAGGUGAAUUUAACCUGUUUAUAAAUUCUUUAACAAAUAUUGAAACAAAAGAAAUGGUUUAUUCAAUGAUAUUGAGGGAUAAUAAAGGAGGAGAACCCUAUUAUUGGAAAGGAGUCAAAUAUGUGAAAAAUAAUGAUGAUUUAAUAUUAAAACAAGCAAUUAAACAAACAACAACAUUAUAUGUUACAGUUUGGAAAGGUAUUAAUGGUAAUCAUGUAGAAAAUAUCGUUGGACAUGGUAUCGUUCGAAUAGAGUUUAACGAUUUUUUAAAACAAUUAUCAACAUUAAAGAUAGAAGAAUUACAUCCUGAACAAAAUAUAAUUAAACGUAAUUGUCAAAAAUUAAAAUAUGGAUAUGAAUUUAUUCAAUUUUUUUGCAAAUCUUUAACAACUGUCUAUCUAGCUAAUUUAAGAUCAUUUAAUAAACCGGAUAUGUCCAUGUUAGUUACACGAACAAGACGAGAAUUAACUGUGAAUAAAACAUGUCAUUAUUUUCAAACAAAUGAUCAUAUACAACUGUUACUUAUACAUUUUACAUCAAAAGAGGAUUUAAAGAUAAAAAUUGAUAAUAUUCCAUUAUUAUUAAUGCCUGGUUUAAACACAAAGAGUCAACAAUAUUAUCAUGAUACAAAUGAAGUAACAUUAGUAGAAUAUUUAGUUAAAUUAGGUUAUCAAGUAUGGACAUUAGAUUGGCGUUCAAGUCCUCAAUUACCAUCUCAUACAAGUCAAUAUAAUUUUGAUCAAAUAGCUCAAUAUGAUAUACCAGCUUCUAUUGAAAAAUUACUUCAAUUAACAAAUUCAAAACAGUGUAAUCUAUUUAUUCACUGUCUUAGUUCAAUAUCUACUUUUAUGUCACUAUUAGGAGGUUAUAUUUCUCCAACUUGUAUUCGAUCAAUAUUAAGUAAUCAAGUUGCCUAUCAUAUAAAAGCAACAAUGUUUAAUCGACUUAAAGCAUCAAUUGGUGCUGCUGAAUUAUUAACAAUUUUGGGAAUGUCUACUGUUGCUGUUAAUACUGAUCUAAAACAUCAAACAUUUCAAGAAUUAAUAUUUAGUAAAUUUGCAAAAUUUACAACAGAUACAGUAUUAUUAAAACAUCAUGAAGAAUAUUGUCAAUCAGAUGUAUGUCAUCGACUUACAUUUAUUUAUUCAUUAUUAUAUAAACAUAAUAAUUUAAAUACUUUAACACAUCAAACAAUUGGUGAGUUAACUGGUGAUGCAACAAUGGAAGCAUUUCAACAUUUAGAAAAAAUGUCUAAAAUGGGUUACGUUACACCAUUUAAUGAAAAAUUAGAUAGUAAUUUUUAUUUUGGUGAAGAUAAACGUCAACGUUUGCAAGAAUGUUUAAAUAUACCCAUAAUAUUUGUGACAAGUGAAGAAAAUUCUGUUUGGUUACCUGAAGGAAUGAUGGAAACCUAUGAUGAAUUAAAACAAGUGAAUCCAAAUCAAAAUUAUCAAUUAUUGACAUUACCAAAUUUCGGUCAUCUGGAUUCGAUAUUAGGAAAACAAGCACACGAAAUAACAUUUCCAAAAUUUCAUGAAUGGUUCAAUCAAUACAGAGCCUGA